Messenger RNA from Penaeus indicus, 2506 nucleotides. RefSeq lists its product as uncharacterized. NCBI's taxonomy places the organism in Eukaryota, Metazoa, Arthropoda, Malacostraca, Decapoda, Penaeidae. The coding region runs from base 663 to 2261 and encodes 532 amino acids. The transcript is spliced from 5 exons. The record is from RefSeq and is a predicted model, not a curated record.
AUCUCUCUCAACGGCUCACUCGCUGUAGUAGGCUGUGGGGGCUUUAACUCAUUCGCGCCGAGUGUCACGUAUACGUGACGUGCCCAGUUUACUUGUUUAAUUGUUUUAACACAUAGAUGGCUACGCUUGUACUUGUACUGCCUGUCUCGCCUGUUUACCCUUUUCUUUAAUUUACGAAAAUGUCCUACGUUAUCUUAUUUUGCUGUUACUAAUGUUUAAUACAUUAGAGUAAUUAUAAUGUUUAUAAUAAAAAUAACCAUCAAUAUUCAUAGUACUAGUAGAUAUACGUUUUUUCCGCCAAUUCAAGUAAAGGUGAAAUCAGGUAAAGCAGUGCCAUCUAGUGUAGAGACAUUUCCUUAAAAAUUUAAAAAAAUGAGCACAGCAUUUUCCCCAUUUUUUGUUCAUUUUUACCCGGCGCGAAUGGGUUAAUACAGUGAUUGCCAGGACAGUGAUAGUUUGAUACGGCUGGACUCCUUAUUGAUGAAGAGCACACACAAAGGAACACCACUGGAACAUCUGGGAGCAGGCGCUGAACAGAGUGUCGUGUCCGGCCAGCCAGCCUUUGGGGCCCGGAGGCUUUGGAGACCUGGGCACGGUGACUUCUAGAGGCGAACUGAGGGUCAAACGGGGUCACCUAUAAUCAUCUAGGCCACGCUGAGGCGAUGGUUCCAAAUGGCAUAGGGCCACGUGGAAGAGCUUACUCUAUCAUGGCAUCACGGAAAAGCCUUACAAUUUGCAGAUAUAUGAGCUUGGCCUCGACGAUAACGAGGCCGACGGCGACGAGGAUUCCUGCGAGCAGUAACUUGAACAGGCAGACAUGGGUCAUGGCGAGGGGCGUGGCAGGGGGCGUGGCUAAGGGGAGGAGCGAGACGAUCAAAUGGCUCUGGGAAGCGGACGCGAGUGAGGCGAUGUUCGCCGUUGGACACACUCAUGGCUGCAGGUUUUCAUCAGGUAUUUACACUCUGAACACGCUGAAGCCUCUGCGCCCUGAGCAGGUGGAGAAGGCACUGGGCCAUCUGCGGAGACAGACUCAAGCUCUCCGAGCCGUCAUGAAAGUCAGAGAGGAAAAAUUCUGGAUCUGUGAAAGCGACCAAGAUCAAAUUAAUUUCAAGGUGUUGGAGGGAGGAGACAUCGCGCAGGAGCUGCGGCGCCUCACCAACACGCCCAUGGGCUACGAUCAGGCUCCUCUCUGGCUUACUGCUUUCAUGCCAGGGAGCGGCACUGACGCCAAGGCUGCCGGAAGGCCUUCCCACCUGAAGGAGGUCCGGGAGCAGUUCCCUCAUCAGAGCUACCUUGCCAUCACUGUCCACCACUCCUUCGUCGGCGGCCCAACGAUGCCCUUGAUCACACAGAGGCUUGUGGAGCUCCUCAAUGACGUCAUCGCAGGCCGCCCCGUCGACGACUCGCGGCAGAUCGGAGAGCUGGUGCCGUCGACGGAGAUCGACGCGGCGAAGCGCAGGAUCCACGCGGAGUUCGAGAGGGACCCGGCACGUCUGGAGGCCAUGAAGGAGGAGCUGCUGGCCUGCGACUCCGAGCCCAUCCUCCUGAAGGCGUUUCCGAGGCCUGGGGGCGCCCCCGCCUCCGGCCACGUCUUCAGGGACGUCAGCCCGACGCUCCUGCGGAAGUUCACUGCCAAGUGUAAGUCCGAGGGCGUGACGUUCAACAGCGGCCUGCAGGCGGCCAUCAACACGGCGCUGGUGGAGACUGUGGCGGAGGCCGGCCUGCAGCAGGACGCCUUCAGCCUCAGCAUCAAUCUCGCCACCGACGUCCGCCGCUACAUGAGCAGGAACCCGCUGGCGGUGCUGGGCCUGCACGUGCGCCCUACUGUGCACCGCGUGGUCACCCCCGCACGCGUGCGCGACCACUUCUGGCACUAUUGCAGGGCCUUGCACGGCUCCCUGGCGGGCCUGAUCCGCUCCGGCCUGGCGCUGCAGCAGGAGGUGGUGCGUGAGAUGACGCAGCCGCCCGUCGACCCGCACCGCUACUUCGCGACGCCCCCGCCAGUGCUCAGGGACUACGGCCUCGCCAGCGUCGGCGACAUGACCACGUUGAUCAGGGGAGAGGGCGAGCACCUCCAGCUGACGGACAUCCUCAUGGCUUCAUCUGCUCACCGUUUUCUCUUCAUGAUGCUUCAUCAGAUCUACACAUUCCGCGGUCACUGUCCUUACGCCGUCAGCUACGACACAUCCUACAUGACUCACGAUACAGCCACCUUGAUUGCAGACAAAGUGUUAGCAACAAUCGCGGACAUUUGCAAAUAACUAGAUCUCUCUUUCUUUCUCUUUUCCUUUCAUUGACCUGUUGUUUGAGUGUCAAAUUCUCUGUGACGAACGGUGACGUCAUUAUAAACGACAACCGAGAUAUAUGUUAAGGAUUUUGAUUUAACAAUGCACGCUAACGACUUUAUCAAGAUCAUAUUUAAAAAAAUGAAAAAUAGAAAUACAAAAAAACACCAUCUCUAUAUUUCUGGAGUCCAUUAGCAAGAUGAGAUAAAAAAGAUAACAUU